Puntigrus tetrazona (Sumatra barb) is the source of this 2421-nucleotide messenger RNA. RefSeq names its product integrator complex subunit 9 (gene ints9). Lineage: Eukaryota; Metazoa; Chordata; Actinopteri; Cypriniformes; Cyprinidae. Gene Ontology annotation, cellular component: integrator complex. Bases 306 to 2282 code for a protein of 658 amino acids. The transcript is spliced from 18 exons. Gene Ontology annotation, biological process: snRNA processing. The record is from RefSeq and is a predicted model, not a curated record.
UCCAGAGCGACCUGUGGAACAAACAUCAAACGGGAGUUCGUGCAGCGAUAAAUACACCUGCUUUAUUUCCUGAUCUCUCGCCAUCUUACCGUGUUAAACUUCAGCGGAUCUCCAGGAGCGUCUGAGCAGCCGUACCGCAGUGCCGCGCCCGAGCGCGAGGGGGCGCGCGCGAGUCCGCCGCGAGCUGAAUGACGCUCAGACACGCAGUAGAAGAAAAAACACAUCAGUCCCGAAUGUUUCCCGAGUUGCAGCAUCACAGAAAACAUCAAAGCUAAGAAAUAGGUCCGGUUUCUAAAACAGCAGACAUGAAACUGUACUGUCUGUCAGGUCAUCCCACUCUGCCAUGUAAUGUGCUCAAGUUUAAAUCCACCACCAUAAUGCUGGACUGUGGGCUGGACACAACAGCAGCCCUGUAUUUCCUUCCUCUGCCUCUGGUGCACAGUCCAAGAUUAUCCAAACUCCCAGGAUGGGUUUUCAAAGAUGGAGCCAUAAACUUGGAAAAAGAGUUGAAGGAAUGCUCUGGACGUGUGUUUGUGGACUCGCAGCCUGAAUUUUGCCUCCCUGAAAAAGAGCUGCUGGACCUUUCCACCAUAGACGUGAUCUUGAUCUCAAACUAUCACUGCAUGAUGGCUCUGCCGUAUAUCACCGAACACACAGGCUUCACCGGCACCGUAUACGCCACUGAACCCACGCUACAGAUCGGCAGGCUGCUGAUGGAGGAGUUGGUGACGUUCAUGGAGAGAGUACCAAAGGCUUAUGCUGCUACCUGCUGGAAGAACAAAGAAAUACAGCGGUUGCUCCCGGGGCCUCUGAAGGACGCUGUGGACGUCUGGAGCUGGAGGAAGUGUUACAGCAUGCAGGAAGUCAACUCUGCCCUCAGCAAAGUCCAGCUCGUGGGAUACUCUCAGAAAGUGGAGCUGUUCGGAGCAGUGCAGGUCACGCCGUUGAGUUCGGGAUAUUCUCUGGGCAGCUCAAACUGGAUCAUUCAGUCACAUUAUGAGAAAGUGUCUUAUGUGUCUGGUUCGUCUCUGCUCACCACACACCCUCAGCCCAUGGAGCAGAGCUCUCUGAAGAACAGCGACGUGCUCAUCCUGACAGGCCUGACCCAGAUCCCCACCGCCAACCCAGACGGCAUGCUGGGAGAGUUCUGCAGCAACCUGGCCAUGACCAUCCGAGCCGGCGGGAACGUGCUGGUGCCGUGUUACUCGUCCGGGGUCAUCUACGACCUGCUGGAGUGUCUGUAUCAGUUCAUGGACUCGGCUAACCUGGGCAGCACCCCGUUCUACUUCAUCUCUCCCGUGGCCAACAGCUCGCUGGAGUUCUCGCAGAUCUUCGCAGAAUGGUUGUGUCAGAACAAGCAGUCGAAGGUCUAUCUACCCGAGCCGCCUUUUCCUCACGCAGAGCUGAUACAGACCAAUAAACUGAAGCACUACCCCAGCAUCCACGGAGAUUUCAGCAGUGAGUUCCGGCAGCCGUGUGUGGUGUUCACCGGUCACCCUUCCCUGCGCUUCGGGGACGUGGUGCACUUCAUGGAGCUGUGGGGCAAAUCCAGCCUCAAUACCAUCAUCUUCACUGAGCCGGACUUCUCUUACCUGGACGCUCUGGCUCCGUACCAGCCGCUGGCCAUGAAGUGCGUUUACUGUCCCAUAGACACCCGGCUCAACUUCCACCAGGUGUCCAAACUCCUGAAGGACAUCCAGCCUCUUCAUGUGGUGUGUCCGGAGCCGUACACGCAGCCUCCUCCGUCUCAGCCUCACCGCUCAGACCUGAUGCUGGAGCUGCAGCCUCCGCCCAUGGCCUACCGCCGCUGCUCCGUCCUGGGACUUCCCUUCAGACGCAGAUACGAGCGCAUCCACCUGCUGCCCGAGCUCGCCAGGUCUCUGGUGCCGUCCGAGAUUAAAGCGGGCGUCUCUGUCGCUACAGUGUCUGCGGUUCUGCAGUCCAAGGACAACAAGCACGUUCUGCAGCCGGUGCCCAAGCCCACUCCAGUGCCGCCCAGUAAGAAGAGGAAGAGGGUGAUGGAGGAGCCACCGGAGGUCCUGAACCCCAAACCUCUGCUGAGCGGAGCGGUUCCUCUGGAGCCUUUCCUGGCCACGCUUCACAAGAACGGCAUCACAGAGGUGAAGGUGGAGGAGACGGCAGACGGACACAUUCUUCACCUGCAGACGGAGGACGUGCUCAUUCAGCUGGAGGAAGACGGCACACAUAUCAUCUGUGACAACAACGAGCCGCUGCGCACCGCGCUCAGAGACCUGGUGCUGCGCUUCCUGCAGAAACUCUGACCUCUGACCCCAGGGCUCACGACCGGCCCGGAAACCGUUAGGUGUUUAAUUGAGAUUUAGAGAGAGUUUUAUUUGUGUGUUUUAUAUCAUUGUAAAAUAACUUUGGAAAAGCUUUUGGAAUAAACCUUUUUUUUCUGUA